This is a messenger RNA of Phaeodactylum tricornutum CCAP 1055/1, 1083 nucleotides long. RefSeq lists its product with no specific name. The transcript has a single exon. The record is from RefSeq and is a predicted model, not a curated record. NCBI's taxonomy places the organism in Eukaryota, Bacillariophyta, Bacillariophyceae, Surirellales, Neidiaceae. The coding region runs from base 1 to 1038 and encodes 345 amino acids.
AUGAUUGUUCCACAGCCUUACUCAUUCGUUGAUUCCGCACCAUCGCUUCUUGCAUCCAUUUCUUCGGUACAUGGGCAACCCCCAGCAUUGAACAAUGCCAACGCCCCAGCACAAUAUCUGGCGUUAUCAUCGUCGUCCUCAUCCCGACUACACCAAAGCACGCCGCUGUGGUUGUCGAUUGCGGCUCAGGACGGAUCCUCUUUUGGAAGCCUCGGUACGGGGAUAUCUCGUACUAGCCAAUCAACAGCAUUGUUAGUAGCAACAGUACAACCCGCAGCGUUUUCCUCGGAUGAUUUCGUAUCGGACCGAAUUGUUCGUGUGGACGAAAACGGAAGCAUCCUACUGCGUCGCAGCGGCUUCGUGUCGCUGGCUGGAGUUAAACUUCCGAAAGUCGGGACAAGUAACUCGGUUUUCCCAGACUGUGUUUCGUCGACCCCAGUAGCUAAACUUCAACAAAUGCUGCCGGUACGCGAGGACGUGUGGUUCCAGCGUGUUGCCGGAGACGGACGGAGUACUCGCGUUGUCCUUGUGCGGAUGGUGAACAGUCGAACGGAUACGGUAAAGAAAGCAAGCAUUGUCAACGAAUCUCUGUUAGAGUCCGGUUGGGCAUUGGUGCGCACGAGUGACAACACGGCGGUGGCGGCAUCGUCGUCCAUUUUGUCCGUGGAGCGUUUACAAUCGCUUCAGCAGAGAGCCCGCGAGCGACAAAUCGGUUUGUUCCAAACAUGUCAAGAUUCGUUUCAGGCCGAAUUUGAACCCCUUGACCUUACCACAGAAAUUCAGUGGGGUGAAGAUGGCGGAAAGCAGGUAUUGCGUCGCAAAGAGGCCCAGCCGACGAGUCCACCUAAGAAUCCUGGAGAUGUGAAGGGAUGUUCCGAUUUUGGAACGUACGAAGAUGCUUUGCGAUGGUACGAAAAUUACUUUCCCUUUUAUGGUGACGUUGCCAAGUUAGAUCGAGAUAAUGAUGGUGUCCCUUGUCCAGGCUUGCCGCACACUACAAAUCCGGAUCGAUACCGCAUGAAAAAACCUAGCAAAUGAAAUCCUUCCACUACCGGAUUCGAAAUAUUGCUCGACUGCCAAAUC